GCCGCCGACGGUGAUCAGACACCGCUCCCGCCAUCCGUGCAGGUCCGCUGCUGCCGUGGGGUGCUGUCCGCGUCUGGUGACCUGGAACUGUAGGGAGUCCGACAUGGCAAAGUCGACGACGAUCGGCAUCGACCUGGGCACGACCUAUUCCUGCGUGGGGGUGUUCCAGCACGGCAAGGUGGAGAUCAUCGCCAACGACCAGGGCAACAGGACCACGCCCAGCUAUGUGGGCUUCACCGACACGGAGCGUCUGAUCGGAGACGCGGCCAAAGGUCAGGUGGCCAUGAACCCCAAGAACACAGUGUUCGACGCCAAGCGUUUGAUCGGGCGCCGCUUCGACGAUCCCAAGAUCCAACAGGACAUGAAGAACUGGCCGUUCGCAGUCCUCAACGACGGAGGCAAGCCCAAGAUCCAGGUGGAAUACAAGGGCGAGAUGAAGCAGUUCACGCCGGAGGAGAUCAGCUCGAUGGUUCUGACCAAGAUGAAGGAGACUGCUGAGGCCUAUCUUGGCAAGAACAUCAAGGACGCCGUCAUCACGGUGCCUGCCUACUUCAACGACUCACAGCGCCAGGCGACAAAGGACGCCGGCAUGAUCGCCGGCCUCAACGUCGUGCGCAUCAUCAACGAGCCGACAGCUGCCGCUCUCGCCUACGGCCUGGACAAGAAGCUGAGUGGCGAAAAGAACGUGCUCAUCUACGAUCUGGGCGGCGGCACAUUCGACGUCUCGAUCCUGGCCAUCGCUGACGGCUCCAUGUUCGAGGUUCGUUCCACCGCCGGCGACACGCACCUCGGCGGCGAGGACUUUGACAACAAGCUGGUGCAGCACCUGGUCGAGGAGUUUAAGCGCAAGCACAAGAAGGACAUGACGGGCAACGCGCGCGCCAUCCGGCGGCUGCGCACUGCCUGCGAGCGUGCCAAGCGCACACUGUCGAGCAGCACCGAGGCCAACAUCGAGAUCGACGCUCUGUUCGAAGGCAUCGACUUCUACACCAAGGUGACGCGCGCCCGCUUUGAGGAGCUCAACAGCGACUUGUUCCGCAGCACGCUGGAGCCGGUGGAGAAGGCGCUGCGCGACGCCAAGCUGGAGAAGGCCGCCAUCCACGAGAUCGUCAUGGUCGGUGGCUCCACGCGCAUCCCCAAGAUCCAGAAGUUGCUGCAGGACUUCUUCAACGGCAAGACCUUGAACCUGAGCAUCAACCCAGACGAGGCGGUGGCGUACGGCGCGGCAGUGCAGGCGGCCAUCCUUGGCGGAGACACCAGCUCGGAGAUCCAGGACGUGCUGCUUGUGGACGUGGCGCCGCUCUCGCUCGGCAUCGAAACAGCCGGUGGCGUCAUGACCAAGCUGAUUGAGCGCAACAGCCGGAUCCCCUGCAAGCAGCAGCAGACCUUCACCACGUACUCUGACAACCAGCCAGCGGUCAGCAUCCAGGUGUACGAGGGCGAGCGUGCCAUGACCAAGGACAACAACCUGCUCGGCAAGUUCGAGCUUACCGGCAUCCCGCCGUCGCCCCGCGGUGUUCCCCAGAUCGAGGUCACCUUCGACGUCGACUCCAACGGCAUCCUGAACGUCAGCGCUGAGGACAAGUCGACCGGCCGCACCAAUAAGAUCACCAUCACCAACGACAAGGGCCGCCUGAGCAAGGCGGAGAUCGAGCGCAUGCUGGCCGAGGCGGAGAAGUACCGCGAGGAAGACGACAAGCAGCGCGAGCGCGUAGCAGCGCGCAACCAGCUGGAGAGCUACGCAUUCUCUGCGCGCCAGGCGGUGGAGGAGGCGGGCGCCAAGGUGUCCGAGUCGGACCGGCAGCUCGUCAAGGACGCCGUGGCCGCCACGCUCAAGUGGCUCGACGAGAACUCGCUGGCCGAGAAGGACGAGUUCGAGCACCAGUACAAGGAGCUGCAGGAUAAGUGUCGGCCGAUCAUGACCAAGAUGGCGCAGGGUGGCGGCCAGCCGCAGGGCCCCACUGUCGAGGAAACCGACUGAGGCCAGCCGCAGGCCCUGGUGUAACGAACUGGGGAAAGGCGCGCAGCGCGCACGGGCGGCUGACAAUAACGGCAUGUGGUGGCCUUCCAAAACAGGGAUGCGUCUUAACCUGGCUAGAUGCGUUGUCAACGUUGUUAUGUUGAGUUGUUUGAUGCUGCAUGCCACAAACAGUAAUUUACGCGUUAUAUUGUGGGCUCCUCUGUGAGCAGAAGUUACAAGGUUUUUGUAACCAUGUCGUGUACGAUUGUAGGCGUAAGAGAUAUUUGCGUCAGCAUGUGGCAGCUUCUCGACGUGCGCUACGAGCUACUAUAAAUAUGUUAAUAAAUCAGAUCGGAUCCUACGAUGAUACUGUGAAGUUCGUUGAAAUUCGCCCAGCUCGUUCCGUUCCUGGCAAUCGCCAUCCUAGAACUGUCGCUUCAAAACAUACAGAGACUUCUGGAGUACUGCUUUAACAACCACAUCCGUUUUGGACACAGAUUAUUCAAACAAACUCAAGAAAUGGCCAUGAGGAGAGGACUGACAUAUAUAUAUA
Molecule: messenger RNA, 2513 nt
Organism: Pollicipes pollicipes
Lineage: Eukaryota; Metazoa; Arthropoda; Thecostraca; Pollicipedomorpha; Pollicipedidae
Product: heat shock protein 70 B2
Exons: 1
Coding region: 104-1981 (625 amino acids)
Molecular function (GO): ATP-dependent protein folding chaperone; ATP binding
Source: RefSeq, a predicted model, not a curated record